Molecule: messenger RNA, 4006 nt
Organism: Austrofundulus limnaeus
Lineage: Eukaryota; Metazoa; Chordata; Actinopteri; Cyprinodontiformes; Rivulidae
Product: RIMS-binding protein 2
Biological process (GO): neuromuscular synaptic transmission
Molecular function (GO): protein binding
Source: RefSeq, a predicted model, not a curated record
GUUGAGAAAAGGAAUUUCUUCAGCGAGCGAGGUAACGCCUUGCAUUCAAUCAACUCUGAUGAAGAAGAGGAUGGCUACGACUCUCCUCAUGCAAGAAGAAGAGGGGCCUCAGUGGAUGAGUUCCUCCGAGGCUCAGAGCUGGGCAGACAGCACUAUCAUCACCACUACAGCCACAGUGAGGAUUACCACACAGAAAGUAGCCGUGGCUCCGAUCUGUCUGACAUAAUGGAGGAGGAUGAGGAAGAUCUUUACUCUGAGAUGCAGCUGGAGGAGGGCCGCAGACGCAGCAUUAACUCUCACAGCACCCUAAAGGCUUAUUAUAAGCGUCAGGAUUUAGCUGAAGAGAGAGACUGUUGGGAUCUCCAGAGGGAGGUGGUGAAGCAGAGGUCGCUGCGCAGCAAGCGUCUCCACAGCAUCCCAGAGGUGGCUGAGGAGGAGUCGGACAGUCUGGACAGCAUGGGCCAGCACCUGAGCUUUGACGAAGGCAGGCGGACAGGAACACCACAGUCUCAGCAGAGGAUGUACCCCCCAGAGUCUCACAGCCACCACACCUCCCGUAAAAACUCACGCCUGCAGCGCCAACGCUCCUCCCCUCGCUUCACCGACAGCCACUUCGGCUACAGCGUGGACGACCGCAACUUUGGACGGCCCAAUCGACAGAACACCAAAAGUCCCGACAGUGGUUUAGACUGCGGCAGCGAGGAAGAAGGCUCACUAGGACGGGGUCGUCGAGGGUAUUAUGCCCAUGGGAGUCCCACCCGGGGGCCUGUACGCAUCAUUCACUGCGAGGGCCCGGUAGAAAGGCGGGCGCUGGCAAUGGGCCGUAAAAAAACUCUGACCCGUCAGUGCAGCAUGGAGGAGGAGUUCUCUGACAUCCCAAUGACUGCAGCCAAGUCGGUGCACACGGGUGACUUUAGAAACAGGGAGCACUUUGGGCCUGGUCGAGAGGUCGGGCCCAGAAACUACUCCAGGGAAGGAGCACUGAGCGAGGGCAGGCUGAACGAGCUGGACAGGGUCUAUUAUAGCCCCCACAGGGAGGCUAGAGCCCAGUCUUUGUCCAGACUCAACCAGGACCAGCCGCUGAUCAUUGGAAACUCACCGUCACAUGGGAGCCACGAUCAUCUGGACCAUUCAGGGAGGAGGCUGGUUCACAUUGGAACCCCUCCUCAACGACGGCCCAUCCCAUCCAUUGAGAUCACCAUGGACAGUAACAGUGAGGGGAGUGAGGGGAACCUCUCACCUGUCAAGGAGGAUGUUUACUAUGGCAGUGUAGCUGGACGCAGGAUAUGGCGCUCUUUGUCCUCAGAAGAUCAAUAUGAUGGCUACGGCGGGCACAGACACAGGCGGGGACGGCGAUCCCCAGAUUAUUUUGAGGAAUCGGAGCCAGAGGACCUGACCCGAGUGUUUGUGGCUCUGUUCGACUACGACCCUCUCUCCAUGUCUCCCAACCCGGAUGCUGCCGAUGAGGAGCUGCCUUUCAAGGAGGGCCAGAUCAUUAAGGUGUUUGGAAAUAAAGACACGGAUGGCUUCUACAGGGCAGAGAUCCGAGGCCGAGUGGGUCUCAUUCCCUGUAACAUGGUAUCUGAGAUCCAAACAGAGGAUGAUGAAAUGAUGGGCCAGCUUCUCAAGCAGGGCUUCCUCCCACUAAACACUCCUGUGGAGAAGUUAGUGAACUGUGAUCGUUUUAAAGAUGGCCGUUCAAUAAAUCGCAGGUCCAGAAAAUCCAAGAGAGAAAGAAACAGGCGGAGCGGGCGUCAGUAUCCGAUGUCAACACGGAGAAUGGUGGCCCUGUACGACUACGACCCCCGGGAGAGCUCCCCAAAUGUUGAUGUUGAGUAUGAAGGCAACAGACUGAAUGAGGAGACUGAACUGACAUUCUGUGCUGGUGAUGUCAUCAUGGUGUUUGGUGAAAUAGAUGAAGAUGGAUUUUAUUAUGGCGAGCUCAACGGACACAAGGGGCUCGUUCCUUCCAACUUUCUCGAAGAAGUGCCUGAUGACGUUGAGGUUUUUCUCACUGAUUCACCAUCUCGCUACCCCCAGGACACUCCAGCACGGAUAAAGACCAAAAGGGUUCCACUGGAAAAAUCGUCUCUGCACAGAAGAGCACCCUCUCCCACAGUGCGUCCACACAUCCCUGGCUCCGGCCCUGCCACCACUGGGCCCGGCAGUCCCUUCAGGGCCCCAAUGGAAAUGUACUCCUCCCAAAAGAAAAAGGGACUGCUCUCCAAAGGGAAGAAACUAUUUCAACGACUUGGCGCUGUAAAUUAAGGUUUUUCCACAUCGCUUGGAAAGUGGCAUCCGCUUCCCUGGGAAAAGAAUUCAUACACAUAUACAUAUAUAUAAAUAUAAUAUAAAAAAUUAUGCAGUUGGCAUUUGUGAGCUUGGCAACUGCUUUUAUUUUUUAAACAUAUGUUGUAUAUCAGAAUAUUUGUAUUUUGUUAUCAGUAUAAACAUAUUUUCAAUAAUUUCCUAUUCUGGUCCCACAGCCUUGUGAAGGGCAAUGUAAAGAUGUGCCACUUACCUCCAAGUCUCUGGCUGACGAGUUUGCAGAAAACUGAGCAUUUUGCACACAAUUACGCCUUGCAUUAAAAAAAGUACUAAAGGUCUGGCUAGUGUGUUUGUCUACAGAAAUCAGAAUGUCACUCAAAAAUACACACGACUCAGCAUCCAUAACAAAUUUAAUGCAAGACUUGAACUGUGGUAACUUGUUCAGAGCAGUCGGUCACAUUAUGAGUUGGGCGUGCUUUACUUCAGCAUUCCCUUCUGACCUCCAGAGUGAAAAUGUGUCUGGCUUACUGUUGAACUUGGGAGGAUGCAGUAUAAUAAUCAGAAAUAACUUCUCUCCAGCCCCGCCCCACCCUACGCUUGUUGAGCACUUACUAAAAACAAGCACAUUGUUCAUCUACAAAAAUGUCUCUGCUGUAAAAGCCUGGUAGAUCAAACUUCCUUGUGUUUGCCUUAUAAUUGCACAACGGUUCAUAUUUUGUCCAGUUUUGUUAACGUUAGUUGAUAAACUAGAUGUUUGCAGAUGUUUCAUCAGGAUUGUCCAUUUAGGGUGACUCUAGAGCCAGCAUUAACAUACCUGCUGCCAAUCGUUUAAGGGAAAUAUUUCACUUUGAAAGUCAAAACCUCUUACAAAAUUUGAAACCGACUAUAGGGCUCAAGUUUUGACUAUUACUAUACCAAUUUCAAACUAUUAAAUAAAUCUAUGUAAUAUUGAUAGUUAUUGAUAACUUGGGCUGCAUUUGAUUCCUUGCAUGCAACCAUUGACAACUUCAUAGCAGUAAAGGUGAAACAAUGCUACCUCUACUGGCCCUUAUAGAUAAAUAUUUUUUAUUCAAUUUGUCAUCAAUGCCUGUUUAGUGUCCCAAAUUGUUGGUGCAGAAUUCAAGUACUGUAUGUGAAUAUGAUAUCUACACCUUAAUGUAGAGUAGUGAAUGUAAAACGAAUUGAAAGCCAAUGUAUCUUUUAAAAGCUUCCCCAAAGGAUUGUGAAGACGUCCAACUUUGUGCAUGAAAGUCCACCACGUUCCACACCGUUUCUCAUUUAAGUCCAUCUUAAAACUGAGUGUUUUUCUAGUCAGAGGUGAAGUGAAACUGCCAAAAAAAGGUAUGCAACACAUUUAAAUACUUUUACAAUUUUUGGCUGAGCAGCCGUAGUAAUCUACACUAACCUACCGUCUUCUGUUUCAGGACCAGGUCCGCUGACAUUACUUUUGUUUUAUGUGACAGGAGCUCUUUUUGUACUUUGUCCAUUUGUAAAAUUGUUUUUAAAUGUUUAUACUUGAUUUUCAGACUGCCUUUUUUGUACAUUUAACUUUAUAAUCCAACAGUGCAAGCUUUCUCCAUGGCAUCUUUAAGACCAUAUUGUUAAGUCUGCAGCUGUGUGCUAGCUUUGACAAGAAUUAUCAGCCUAUACGGAUGGUUACAAGUUAUUGUGUGGGUGUGCAUGUGCAAUCUUUUUUAAAAAGAAAAAAAAAAACCUAAAUAAAUUUAUUAUUUUGUAA